Molecule: messenger RNA, 435 nt
Organism: Cucurbitaria berberidis CBS 394.84
Lineage: Eukaryota; Fungi; Ascomycota; Dothideomycetes; Pleosporales; Cucurbitariaceae
Exons: 1
Coding region: 62-322 (86 amino acids)
Source: RefSeq, a predicted model, not a curated record
GCCCAGCUUUAUUGGCUCUACAGCUCGCAUGUUGUUUACACUCGCCUCUCCCAGCAUCUAUAUGGCCAGAUUGUUCCUCACCAUCAUCGCCAGUGCCAACCUAGGUUCUUCCUUCCCCUUGCUCAAUUCUUGUCGUCUACUUCUCGUCGCAAAUCAUCUACUGAUACGCAACAAGUUAGGUUUUGAAUCUGUACCGCUUGACGAUGUGCACUUAACAUUGGAUGACGAAGUUGCCCUCAAUAAUCAAGAUCUAUUAGAAGGUAGUCUCGCAACUAAUGCACUCCUCAAUCACCUGCCUGCACCGGAAAUACCAAUACCGUAAGCAUCCUCCAGGGUGUCACCUACACUAAAACUUUCCAACUAAUAUCCUCCAUGGCAUUGGCAUUGGCAUUGGCUAUGCGGCCUCGGUUUUUGUGCAAUGUUUCAGCAUCAGCG